Molecule: messenger RNA, 453 nt
Organism: Trypanosoma rangeli
Lineage: Eukaryota; Euglenozoa; Kinetoplastea; Trypanosomatida; Trypanosomatidae
Exons: 1
Coding region: 1-453 (150 amino acids)
Source: RefSeq, a predicted model, not a curated record
AUGGACGGGGAUUUUCUUCUUGAGCGCUUGGACGCUUUUUUCAGUGAAGGGGCGAAUACGGAUGCGAUCGGCAAUUUUCUAUCAGAGGAGCAGGGCGUCAUGCGGCUGCUGGGACGCUCUACUGACACGCAGGAGUCGUUGCAACUAUAUGCUUUGUUUAAAAAGUACACCGCGGUGGUGGAUGCUUUGCUGCACACGUUUAUUGCACGUGAAAUGGAGGCCGGGUGCCCCAUCGAUUUAGAUCAAUUGGCUGCCGCAGUAAUGAAGGAGUGGCGGCAAGAGCACGAUUAUUGUCGAUACCUUUGUACGGCAUAUGUUGCAGGCGCGUUAGACUUUGAGUCGUUCAAGCAACUGGUAGCUGAUGUCAAUGCGAUGACCACUUACCCCGUCGGGGCUGAGCUAUCAGACAACGACAGUGUGAGUGAGGCAACUCCAGAGGAAGAAGAUGGGUGA